Molecule: messenger RNA, 2704 nt
Organism: Stomoxys calcitrans (stable fly)
Lineage: Eukaryota; Metazoa; Arthropoda; Insecta; Diptera; Muscidae
Gene: Oatp26F
Product: solute carrier organic anion transporter family member 4A1
Exons: 7
Coding region: 136-2235 (699 amino acids)
Biological process (GO): sodium-independent organic anion transport; transmembrane transport
Cellular component (GO): membrane
Molecular function (GO): protein binding
Source: RefSeq, a predicted model, not a curated record
UCGUGCUUAAAUUGAAAAUGUUUUAACGUUGUGGGCUUCAGUUGUUAAAUGGCAUAAAUAAAUCAAAUAACUACGAAUUUUUUUUAAGUGUUUGCCAAGUGUAAUUAAUUGAGAGUGGCGAUAAAACUCAAAGUAAUGGAUAACAACAACGAUUUAAAUCAAGUGCAAACGCCUUCGACCGUAGAUCGCAGCUCAGCUUCAACUGAAACAUUUAUGGAUUCCCAACGUUUUGGAUGGUGCCGCUUUAAGCCCAAGUGCCUGCAGAGGUUUUGCACUGCUAAAUGGGCUUUAUUUUGGCUAUGUUGGGGAGGUGCAAUGCAAGGCCUGAUAGUGAAUGGAUUCAUCAAUGUGGUAAUUACAACAAUCGAAAGACGUUUUGGCUUGCGUUCACGUCAGACUGGUCUGGUGGCAAGUGGCUAUGACAUCGCUUCAUUCCUGUGUCUUGUGCCGGUGACGUAUUUUGGUGGUCGUCUGGGAGCUUCCAAGCCUCGCAUUAUUGCCUGGGGCGUUAUGCUGCUGGGCAUCGGUUCACUAACCUUUGCUUUGCCUCACUUCCUGGUAGGGCCCUAUAGGGCUACUAUGUCUGCGACCAGCACGUGCAGAGCUGUUAGCUGGGAAAAUAACCACACAUUACAGAGCUGCGACUUAAAAAACGCUGUAGACUCCUCUAAUGUUGUAAAUAUAUCUGAUGAGGCUGCCGAUAAUUUGACAUGGACCGUAUGGUUGUUCUUUGCUGCCCAACUGUUGCAUGGUGCGGGGGCUUCGCCCCUGUUCACACUGGGUGUUACCUACAUCGAUGAAAAUGUCUCCAAGAAAAUGUCAUCUGUGUAUUUAGGCACUUAUUAUACGAUGACAAUGUUGGGACCAGCUCUUGGUUACGUUCUGGGAGGACAGCUCUUACUAAUCUAUACCGAUUUCUUACAUAUUGACACAUCAGAAUUAAACUUAACCAGCGCGAGUAAAGUUUGGAUAGGAGCCUGGUGGAUUGGUUUUAUUGUUGCUGCUGUGGCAUGCUUCAUAUUGGCUAUACCAAUAUUUGGAUACCCUGCAUCAUUGCCAGGUUCGGAAAAACUGCAGCAAGAAAAGAUAUCGGAAGCGUACAAUGCCAGCAAGUCAGUGGAAAAGCCAACUGCUUUUACCAAAUUGAAGGAACUUCCUUUGGCUUUAACAUCAUUGUUGAGAAAUCCCACAUUUGUUUUUCUAAAUUUAGCUGGGGCUUCGGAGGGUAUGAUAAUAGCUGGCUUUGCUGCCUUUCUGCCCAAACAAAUCGAAAAUCAAUUCAGCAUCUCUCCGGUGUGGUCAGCUCUGCUGAUGGGCUUGAUCACUGUUCCUGCAGGCGGCGGUGGCACCUUUCUAGGCGGGUACUUAGUGAAAAGGUUUAAUCUCAACUGUGCUGGCAUAAUAAAACUUUGUCUCAUGGUGACGGUAAUCGCUACGUUAUUUACGAGUUGUUUUUUGCUGUCUUGUCCGAAUCUAAAUUUUGCCGGAGUUACCACACCUUAUCAGGGCUUCCAUCAAAUGCAGCAGUCACAAAUGGCUGAAAUGGGCAUUGAUCUUGAGUUUGCUUGCAAUGCAAAUUGUUCCUGUAGCCGCUAUAUGUACGAUCCGAUAUGCGGAGCAGACAAUGUUAUGUACUACAAUCCUUGCUAUGCCGGUUGUGCCCUGGAGCUAUCCCUUAAUGAUAGUAAAUCCUAUAAGGACUGUGGGUGCAUAACAACUAAACAUCCGCGUGAAUACGACGCCACCAAUACAAUGUGCACGUCAUCAUGUCAAUAUUUGCCAUAUUUCAUAGCCUUGUGUUUCACUCUAAUGCUCUUCACCUUUUUGGCUACAAUGCCUGCUUUGUCAGCUACUUUGAGAUGUGUCUACGACGACCAACGUUCCUUUGCCCUGGGGAUACAAUGGAUCAAGGUGCGACUUCUGGGCACCAUUCCGGCUCCUAUGAUAUUUGGAACUCUCAUCGAUGAAACGUGCAUUCUAUGGCAAGAAACAUGCGACGAAGAGGCCGGUGCGUGUUUGGUUUAUGAAAAUUCCCAAAUGAGUCGGUACAUGUGGAUUCUAGCGCUGACUGGUAAACUAUGCUCUGUGACGUUCUUUUUUGCUGCCUGGUGGUUUUACAUUCCACCCAAACAAGUGUCGCAUGAUGAAGGCUGUGAAAAUGCAGAGGAUUGCAAUAGGACUGCAUCACCCAUAAGCACGGUGGAGAGUGUGAUAGUGAUGAAAUCAACAAGUUAGAAACCAGCUGCUUGGUUGAUGUUACAUUAACAUUGACCUCGCCAAUCAUGGUGGUGUAUACAAGUACCCCUUGGUAUAUAAGAAUGCAUACACACACACAUAUAAACAUAGCAACAGCUGAUUCCAUUCAUGAAAAUCGACGGGAAAUUUAACUCAGUAAAAGGAUCUCAUUGGCAUGCGUCAAUUAGACGUGUGACACGUACAGCCCACACAUCCAUAACUCAUUCUAAUUCAUACAAGAAUUGCCCACAAAUAGAUUUAGUUAUACAUGUGACCACAUACUCGCUCAUAAACCUAUAACUUCGAGUAUACUAUUUGCUUCUGAUUUUGAUAAAAUUACAUUCACCGAAACCAAAUUCUGCAGAAAAAGGCAAAUUUUAAUUCCAAAUUACUAGGGGAAAGUGUAUUACAUCGAGCGGGUAUGUGACUCAAUCUAGGCAAUAAGGAAAUUGAACGUUUAUUAACAAUU